Molecule: messenger RNA, 411 nt
Organism: Colletotrichum costaricense
Lineage: Eukaryota; Fungi; Ascomycota; Sordariomycetes; Glomerellales; Glomerellaceae
Exons: 2
Coding region: 1-411 (136 amino acids)
Source: RefSeq, a predicted model, not a curated record
AUGACUCGGAGUAGCCAAGGAAGUCAGCCGCAAGCGUGUUAUCGUCUACUCUUCUCAUCGGCAUUCCUCCUAAAUUCAUACCGAAGCUCGGCGGCCGCUGUAUCGAUUGCAUCGGGCAGCAAGGAUUCCAAACCACUCAGGAGCCUACUCUUUCAAGUAUCAAUUUUCACGCAAGCCUCACCAGCCCGAAAGAAAGUAUCAAAAGGACCCCCAAGACGGCAGCUGUCUAGGCCGGCCACUUCCAACGAGGCAAGCGAGGGAAUGGAUUGGCUUCUCUCGCGUAAUACGAGAAGCCUUCCGGACCGAUCGUUGCCAAGUUUACCGAAUUGGUGGAAAAGGGCGCCAUUAAAGUUAAGACAAGCAGUGAGCCUCUGCCCGUUUUCCCUCAUGCCCUCCGCAAAACACACCUGA